Molecule: messenger RNA, 2828 nt
Organism: Labrus bergylta (ballan wrasse)
Lineage: Eukaryota; Metazoa; Chordata; Actinopteri; Labriformes; Labridae
Product: periphilin-1
Biological process (GO): protein localization to heterochromatin; negative regulation of gene expression, epigenetic; negative regulation of DNA-templated transcription
Cellular component (GO): nucleoplasm
Source: RefSeq, a predicted model, not a curated record
AGUUGCGUUAUUUUGUCCUGCGUGAAUCGGCGAGAGCAAAGGACUGUCGCUCGGCAACGUUUGACAUUUAUCUGCAAGAAACCUUUCAAACUUGUCACGGUGCAGUCUGUGGAGGAAUAGAACUGCGGGGGGAAACUUAAAGUCGAGCAUUUCUCUUUCCAGAUGUACCGACGAGGGGUAAUCUGAGAGUUCGCACGCGCUUCCUGGUCCGCUGGACUCGAGACAGACACAAAAGUCCGCGUGCCACUCGAGACAGAUAGCACGACGCUGCGAACAGAUAGAAAUGGAUCAUGCAUCACCGCAGGACGCUCAUCAAAGCAAGAGCUCCAUGCUGCGCCAGAGGGAACACAGUGAUGAACCUGUGGACAUGAGGCCCGUUGAUAGCUCAAUUUCUCCCUCUCAGGAAGAGAAGAGGCUGAUCAGAAGAGUACGAAGCCCAUCCAGACCGAGGGCAUGGCUGUCCGGUUCUUCUUACAAACCAAAGUUUGGAGGGCGAUUCAACAGACCUCGGGAUGACCACUCAUUCCACAAACAUGGCUACCACAACCACAAAUACCACCACUACCCUCCUCGGGGUUUUUACCACCGGAAAGAAUAUUUCCAGCCUAAACCUCACCACUCUGCACUGAGGGAACACGAGAAGGAGAAGGAGCGGUACGAGCAAAGAGAGAAUGCUGACGGGAGCUCACUUCCAAAACAAAACAGUGCUUCCAGACCUUUCUUACCAAGGACAACCUCCAGCAGAGACAAGGACACACAGUUCAGUGUUUGCCACGGCGACAGGAACCAAAGCAGGGAGAGAGAUCACAGGGGGAGCGGGAGCAGAGAGAGAGAACGGAGCAGAGACGGGGAUCUCCCCUCGACGGCAAGCCAGACUAUGGCACGAGACCGAGCCAUCCAACAGAAGAGAAGAGAAAUAGACGAGGUGUACUAUCAGGAAUGCGAAAUGUUUGGCCUUGUUGCAAAGAUGCUGAUAGCAAAGGAUCAGUCCCUGGAGGGUCCCAUUCAGUCGUCGCUGCAGGAGAACCUCAGGGACAUUGGCAAGCGCUGUGUGGAAGCCAUGGAAAAAUUUAUCGAAGAAUAUGACUCAAGGGAGCCUUCUCACUAAUCACACGCACAUUCGUUCUCUCUUCCUAUAAUUGAUCUGUGUGAUAAACGUACUUUAUUGCUAAUGAUUUGGUGCUGCUUUUUUAUGUUUCCUAGACGACAAUAUAAGCUUCUACUUUCUUAGUUGCUUCCUGGACCAAGAACCCUUUUUUGUUGAGCACUGACCAACACUUGUGAGAAAUGAAAAGGAAACUUUGAUUGUGAUUUUAACAUUGGAUACUUUUUCUAAUUUUGUGAAUGUGAUGACAAAUACUUAUAUGCACUUGUUGUACUGCUCUAAGUUUCUUUAUGAGGAAGUCAGAAAUGUAUGUACAUCCUUCUGACAUGCUUAAUUUAUAAGCACUUGCUGUUUAAAAAUGUAACUUUUGUUAACAACACAUUUAACAUGUACUGAACUUCUAAAUGUUGGUGGUGAAUUAUUCAACGUUAGAAGGACAGGAAAUGAUCAGGUGAAUGCAGAAAACACAUCAAUGGUUCAGUAGGUGAAAGGCCACAUAGUUAGUUUAAGGUUUAAGUACUUGUAUUGUCACCAGGUUUUUGGAUUAGGAAUAUGUUAUCCAGUGGCACAAAGAGAAUACAAGGACCUGAUGUUUUUGUUGCCUCUGACUAAAUGUUUAGUUACUUUUCAAUGUGAGCCUCCAAUCUUUAUAGUAGUUAGCUGCUCAAUUACCAAAGUACAGCCUUGAAUAACAAUUAUACCAGUAUGUUUUUGAAAAACAUGAAAGAGAAAAAUACAUGAUGAUGUCAAUAUUGUUAACAUUUGAUUUUGUUGGACUCUGUCAUCAAAACAAUGGAUUAGUUUGAAGAAAACCCACUUUGGGCUUUGGUGCCAACAAAAGGUCUGGUCAUGAUUCAACAUGUAUAUAUUCAACCUGAUUUUUACAUACAACCACUAUACAACGUUUGUCCACUGUUGGUUGAUGGUGUUCAUCAAACUGUAACUUCCAACAUAAAUUUCACCUCUGUCCAUUGUUGGUUGUUGACAUUCAAGCGAUGUCUGCUGAUGAUCAUUAACCUUAUUUUUAUUUCUAAUUAAACCUCAAAAUCUGUCCAAUUUAAAGGUCGGUGCCCACACAACUUUAGUUUUGACGUCAACCCAAUGUUGGGUUUUUGACAUUGUUGGAUGUUUUUCUAGUUAAUAUUUGGUUUUGAUGUAAAAACCAAAAAUGACCAAAAAUCAAUGUAUGUGUAAUGGUUGAUGUUUAUGUCAACCCAAUGUUUACUGUAAUUAUCAAUAUUCUGACUUUACAUAGAUGUUUAGCGCCAUCUAAGAUUGUUCAUAGAUCAUUUCCCUAACUUUUCGAGUAAUUUCUGUACUCUUUCUGAAGCUACUUGGCAGUUCAAAGUUUUAAUAUAUUCUAUGCUUAAUUUAUGAGCCAACAAAAUUAACGAUAUUCUUGUUCGACUCAGGUGUACUCUGUGGUCAGUCACUUUUGCCACUGUGGGUAGCGCCCCCAUUUUCCUUGUUCAUUGACUUGUACAAUGGACCACUUUCACAGCAUGGCAUGGCAGGACCAUCACAUAUAUAAUGGAACAUAUUAAAUAUAACUGCUGCCCAUUAAGGGUAGCCAGUGCUGACAUUGUGCAGGCCCAAUGGCAUGUCAUACUGUGACAAUAAUUGGCCUGAGCAAACAAUGACAUUCCUUUUACCUGUACUUUCCUGCUGUGACACGUCUGAAAUAAGUCUGUAAUAUAUAUUAAAAAAAAUCUGUAAUUCUUUU